ACGAGAGAUUAUUUUUGUACAUAUUUUUCCACAAGUAAAAUAAGAAAAUCUUUAACAUUAAAAAAGAGAGAGAGAGAGAGAGAGAGAGAAAUCUCAAAACAUUGAGAAAAAUUUGAAAAAUCAGCCACAUUCUCAAUCCUCUCUCUUCCCAAAGCAAACCAAUUCACCCACCCACGUAACCCAAAUUUCAAAAAAAAAAAGAAAAAAAAAAAAAGAGAGAAAAAAGUUUAUCAAAGAGGAGGAAAACAGGAACAGCUAAGUCAGCAAAACAGCAAAGGUGGGUGGGUUCUUUGGUUUUGUUUCAUUUUCUCUUUGCCCAGAAGCUAGGGUUGGGUGGGUCUUUAUUUUUGAAACGUGUUGAAGGGAUUUUUGAAGAAGAUCCGGUAUCUGAAAUCUGAAUGGCACAACAAGGGCAGGGUGACAUUGACCCUGCCGUACUGGAUGACAUUAUCAACAGGCUAUUGGUGUUCCGCCAUGGGAGACCUGGACCUGGCAAGCAGGUUCAGCUCAUGGAAGCUGAGAUCCGUCAGCUCUGUACUGUUGCCAGGGAAAUCUUUCUCCAGCAGCCCAAUCUUCUUGAGCUUGAAGCACCCAUCAAGAUCUGCGGUGACAUUCAUGGGCAAUAUUCUGAUCUUUUGAGGCUUUUUGAAUAUGGGGGGUUUCCUCCCAGCGCUAAUUAUUUGUUCCUAGGGGACUAUGUGGACCGUGGCAAGCAGAGUUUGGAAACAAUAUGCCUUCUGCUUGCCUAUAAAAUUAAGUACCCUGAGAACUUCUUUCUGUUAAGAGGAAAUCAUGAAUGUGCUUCAAUUAACCGGAUUUAUGGAUUUUAUGACGAAUGUAAAAGGCGGUUCAAUGUCAGACUUUGGAAGACCUUUACUGAUUGUUUUAACUGUCUUCCUGUGGCUGCCCUCAUAGAUGAUAAAAUAUUGUGCAUGCAUGGUGGUCUUUCCCCAGACUUAGCAGACUUGGAUCAGAUUAGGAACUUAUCUCGUCCAACUGAUGUUCCAGAUUCUGGUUUGCUUUGUGAUUUACUUUGGUCAGAUCCAAGUAGAGAUGUCAAAGGCUGGGGAAUGAAUGAUCGUGGAGUCUCAUUCACCUUUGGUGCAGAUGCAGUGUCGGAAUUCUUAACAAAGAAUGAUAUGGACCUUGUUUGCCGUGCCCAUCAAGUUGUUGAGGAUGGAUAUGAAUUCUUUGCUGACAGACAGCUUGUCACAAUAUUCUCUGCUCCUAACUAUUGUGGUGAAUUUGAUAAUGCUGGUGCAAUGAUGAGUGUAGAUGAAAGCUUAAUGUGCUCUUUCCAAAUUCUCAAGCCAGGUGAUAAAAAAUCCGGGUCUGGUUGAGCUGUGAUUUGAGGACUAGUCUUGAAACGAGGCUGGCUGAUGAUAACAGUCGAACGCUAAAUCUGGAUUUGAAGCUUUAUCAAACUCAAAGGAGUUGCAAAGUUUGGUUAUAUCACCAUGUGAUUCUUUUUGAGAUGAGUUGUUUGUUUAAGUUGUGUUAUAAUGGAAGGAGCUUUCCAACUUCUCAGUUUGGAGCUGACUGGCUAUCAAGGAAGUGAGAAACGCUUUUAACACUUUUUUUUUUUUCCCCCUGAUUAGUAAUUUUUCACAUAUUCAUGGUGCCCUUGUAUAUACAUUUGCUUUGUAAAUGACUGCAAAUUCAGUCAAUGGACACCCAUGGAACAUUGUUACA
Ziziphus jujuba (common jujube) is the source of this 1692-nucleotide messenger RNA. Its product is annotated as serine/threonine-protein phosphatase PP1 isozyme 2. NCBI's taxonomy places the organism in Eukaryota, Viridiplantae, Streptophyta, Magnoliopsida, Rosales, Rhamnaceae. Gene Ontology annotation, molecular function: protein serine/threonine phosphatase activity. Bases 399 to 1340 code for a protein of 313 amino acids. Gene Ontology annotation, cellular component: cytoplasm; nucleus. The record is from RefSeq and is a predicted model, not a curated record. The transcript has 4 exons.